Molecule: messenger RNA, 247 nt
Organism: Paramecium sonneborni
Lineage: Eukaryota; Ciliophora; Oligohymenophorea; Peniculida; Parameciidae
Source: the annotation of a GenBank genome assembly
AUGCCAGAGAAUUUUCAGUUACAGCCAGAAAAUGGAAUUUACAUUCUUAGUUGGACAGGUGAUCAAAAUGACAGAGCCCUCAAAGAUCUAAUGCCUUUACUAGAACGUAUAAAUUUAUUAAAUUUUAGAAAUCGCAUAAAAAAAAUGCUAAGAUGUUAGAGACGCUUUAAAUCAAUUUAGAGAAUAAAUGAUUUAAAAAGUGUAGUAGGGUAUAAAAAACCCAUAUCAAAAUCUCUCAUUAGUAUGA